Molecule: messenger RNA, 843 nt
Organism: Thermochaetoides thermophila DSM 1495
Lineage: Eukaryota; Fungi; Ascomycota; Sordariomycetes; Sordariales; Chaetomiaceae
Exons: 2
Coding region: 1-843 (280 amino acids)
Source: RefSeq, a predicted model, not a curated record
AUGGAUAAAUCCACACCACCACCAUCCCUUCCCCAUUUGUCGGCUCCGCCUCCGGACUAUGAUCCUGCCCCUCCUUCUCUUCCUGAUCCAGAUGAGAUCCUCCCGCCAGCAAUAUUGACCCUCCACGGCCGCUUCAUCUACCCGGUCCAGCCGUGCGGCACGCCGUCGUCAAAUCCUCUCUACCAGCUCUCGCGCGCUAUCCACGCACAGGGCCGCGCGACCGAGUCCAUUGACUUCCAGCGUCUCGAUUACCGCGUACACAACAGCGAUGGCUUGGUGGGGCCCUCAGUGACGCACCGCGCGCGCGACGUCUACACGCUACUUCACCGACCACCGAUGUUCGAUUACGUGCCGCUCGACGCGCGCAUUGCGCCGCCGACGACGAAUCUGAAGCGUAACAUGGGUCAACUAAAGGUGCUGGUGAGUCUCUGGGCACCAUACCUGCCUGGGAAGAAGAAGUUUCGCGUGGUGCGUGUGCCGCCCGAGGAUGACCAGGCGAUAUGGCGUCUGCGCGGAGACAAGGAGAAGCUGAAGGAGAAAAAUUGGGAGACGGUGUUUCAGUUGAGCAGAGAGCAUGACAAGGAAUGGUGCUGGCACGAUUCCGAGGGUAGAUUGUUAGCGAGACAGAUGGAGCAAGUCAGGAAGGCAGGUGAAACUGAGGAGACGGAGCAAGAGCACCAGCUGCGCAUCUUAGUGCCGCUUCCUCGGAAGGAGAUGGAUGCCCUGGUCGCAUUGUGGUGCUUGUGGAUGUGGCAUCUCCACGUCGAGGCCACGCCUGUGAAGAAGACGCUGGAUGAUGUGCGGCGAAUCAUGGCUGCGGCGCCCGGUGUGUGGAGAUAUUAG